This is a messenger RNA of Vigna umbellata (rice bean), 1367 nucleotides long. The record is from RefSeq and is a predicted model, not a curated record. Lineage: Eukaryota; Viridiplantae; Streptophyta; Magnoliopsida; Fabales; Fabaceae.
AUGGAUAAAGAAUUUUUCCAUGUUGUCAAUCUUCCCUUUGUCUAUGGUAUUAAUAAUGAUGUGUACAAACAUUGUUUGAGGACUGAGAUGAAUUAUGGAAUGGGAUUUUUACUUUGGCUCUUGAAUUGGGGUGGAGCUAGAGAGCCAUGGGAUUGGCAAGGGGAGAAUUAUAGUCUUAAUAAGACUUCUGACUUUGAAAUUUCAGAAGAUCUGUGGAAUGAUGUGCCUCAAAAUAAAGAAGAUCUUUCCUACAUGUUGGAUGAUGAAACAACCCCAGUUAAGGCUUGUGGUGAUUUGGCAUAUAAUGUCAAUAAUUGUGAUUCAGAUAAUAUGCAAAAGGAAGAUGAGGAAUGCAGAGAGACUUAUUCUCAAGCCAAGAGGCGCCGGAUGCUACAGUUUAACAGCCAAGAUAGUGAUCAGUCACUUUCCAAUGAAGAGAUGCCUUUGUCAUAUCUUCAAAAUGGGAAAGAACCAGCUAAGGAUAUUUUUCCAGAAGUGUCACAAUGGAUGUCGGGCACAUCAGAUUACACAGUAGGAAAUGCAUCUGCAUCUGAUUAUGUGAACCUGGAAUCAACCGAAACGUGGCUGGCAGAGUACUUCAAUGAUGCUGAGAUGGAUUUCAGUCCUGAUGAAUUGAAUUUUUCUGGGGCAGAUGAUGUUCAAAUUGAUGUUGCAGAGCUUAGUACGACCAUCACACCAUCACGUCAAGAAAAUGCAGUUCAAAUGCAUCAUGUUCCUCGAACCACCCGUAAUAUUAUCAUCAAAGGUAGGAAAUCUUUUAUACAUACUCCUACCAAACUUGCCUCUUCUGUGGCAUAUCCAUUUGCCUUCAUUAAACCAAGUGGUGCCCAUGGAGAUGUAACUCUGAAGGAAAUAAACCAGCGCAUUCGGACGCCGGCACAGUCGAAAUCGAAGCAAAGUGGUGAUGAUCCAUCUGCUUACCCCAAGUCAGCCUUCUCAGGGAAGCCUGUGGUUGAUAAAACAAAAAUUCGCACUGAAGGGGGAAAAGGUAGCAUCACCAUUAUGAGAACUAAAGGUUAGGCAUAAGUUGUUCACUACUAACAUUUCUCACCCAUUAAUAUGGGAUUGACUUCAUUUUCUGUAAUAUAUCUGGCAGAUAUAGAAGUUGAUACUGCAACUAUUUUCUUUCUUGUUGACAUGCAUAUAUUACACCACCUUAGUGUUUUCUUUCCAGUGGGAUCUAGAUAUAAUCUUAUAGCUGUUCUUUUUGUGGGGGGUUUUUGAUUUUGUUUUGAGCUAAGUCUGUGAUGAGAAUCUUAGAUCAUUAGUCCCCACCAUUCAUAGUCUGUAAUGACAAUUUCACUAAGCUUGCCUUAGCUUUUGUAAUUGAAUAUACAGAUUAUUUU